GUUUUACAAAACAGAGAGACAACAAGUGACGAGCAAGCCAUGGCUUCUUCGACUCUCUUCAAACUCAAUUCACAGACUUUCAAAGCUCUAAACCCAUCUCCACCUUCGUUAACUCCUCCUAACUCCAGAAUUUUCCAUCUUCAUUUCCCCAAAUCACUCUCACAACAACAUUCAAAGCUCAACCACAAAUCAACAACUACUCGUUUCUUCGUUCCUCUCUGUUUCUCUCUUCCUUCACCUUCUUCUCCUCCAACUUCCAAAGAAGAAGCCAUUCUUCAAGCCAAGACUUGUCUCCUUUCUUGUCUCAUCAAACCCUUAAACAACCCAAAACUCGCUUCCCCAAAACUCAGGAAGCUCAAACAACCAAGAUUCCGUCUUGAAAUCCCAAUCCUUGACGACGAUUCUCCUUCGUCUCUCUCUCAGCUCGCUUUUUCGAUCUUCCAUGACUUACCCAUCUCGAGAAGAGGCUCUAAUGUCAAGCUUCUCUUCCUCUGGCCUAACCCUUCAUUCAUCGAUUCCGCCGUUAAAGCUUUCCGGUCAGACUCUGUUAACCACAUUGCCAUGUCUCCUGUUUCAGACUCUGUUAACAAAGCUCUGAGAUCUGCUGACGUGGCGGUGUUCAUGGCUCCGGAGAAAUCACAGCUGGAGGAUGUGAAGACGGCGAGUGAAGCUUUUUCCUCGAAACCUGUGGUGAUGAUCAAUCCGAGAUGGUUGUUUGAGGAAGAGAAAGGAUUUGGUGAUGGCUUUAUUGGUUCCUUUGAAGUGAUUUAUGCGUUCACAGGUUUAGAAGUGAGAGGAGUGUUGAGUAAGAGAAAAGGAGUGAUUUUUAAGUGUGUGAGAGAUGGUGUUGUGAGUGGAGAGAGAUGGAAUGUUCUUGUUGAAGAAGAAGAAGGUAAUGGAACUUUGAAAGUGGUUUCACAAUUUAAUGCUAGGCCAUCAAUGGAAGAAGUUGAGCUUGUUCUGUAUAACUUGAUGGCUAUGAAUUCUCCUAUCACCAAAUCAGCUAAGUUUCUGAAAGAUUUGGUUUCAAACAUCACUGGGAAGAAGUAAUUUGUUAGGUGUACAAUGUGUGUUACUAUGUCUUGUUUAGUUUUUACUUUCAUUGGAAUUAAGAGAGAUUCUUGAUGGAAUGUUUUCGAUAAAGAAAUCAAACUCGUUGAACCUAAUCAUCAAUUAAGAUUCUUUCACAAUGUUUCCAUCUAAAAUCCCUCAAUUGAAUCUGAACUCUUUGUAGAAGAGUAUAAAUUGCAAAUCCCAUC
Molecule: messenger RNA, 1259 nt
Organism: Arabidopsis arenosa
Lineage: Eukaryota; Viridiplantae; Streptophyta; Magnoliopsida; Brassicales; Brassicaceae
Source: the annotation of a GenBank genome assembly